Molecule: messenger RNA, 5791 nt
Organism: Linum trigynum
Lineage: Eukaryota; Viridiplantae; Streptophyta; Magnoliopsida; Malpighiales; Linaceae
Source: the annotation of a GenBank genome assembly
CAAAACCAAAAAGACUCCAAAAAAUCGGCUGAGGAUAGGGUGAGUAACAGUUGGUUACUCACCCAUCAGUAACCAUCUAGAAGCUGUUGAUUUGGACGGAUUCAUCGUGUGGCCGGGAUGGAGCGGAGAUGCUCAGGGGUAUUUUUGUUCGUUGCUUUAAUUUUGUAUUCUUUCUUUUUUUAUUUUGUCCAGCAUUUAUUAGCUGGUUUGAAUGGAGGAGAGAGAAUGCAAUCUUUCCUCUUUUUCUGAAACUCUCCUUUCCUCUUUUCUUUUUCUUUCUCUCUCCCAAUAUUCUUCUUCUCCAAAUCUGAUCUCUUCUUCAGUUCUUCCUUUUUUUCUUCAGCAAUCGACGAAAGAAAAGUGCAGCCUCCUUCUUUCAUUGCGUUUCUUCUCUUCGAGAUCCUUCUUCUCUCGAGCUGCUCCCUCCUUCUCUUCUUUUUUCCCCACCGAAAUGGAUGAGGGAAAAGUGAAAUCUCCUUCUUUCAUUAUGUUUCUUCUCUUUGGUCAAGUCCUCGACCUCAAAUUUGGUGAAGCUCCAUAUCGAUCAAGAGGGGAAAGAUCUAGGUGAGUCGAGUUUGCAUGUGUUUAUGCUUUAGUAUUCUUUUGUGGAUUUUCAAUUCCAAUCUUCCUCAUUUGUAUUUUUGUGUUCUCAAACGCGGAGGAGAAAAUGAGAGGAGGCAGAAGACGAGCAUGUGAAGUAUGUCUUAGAUGUAUAUUGUGGUCACCAUAUUAUACCAUAGUGGUAUUAUGUGGUAACUGGAUGUUUAUUGUGGUUAUCACACUAUACCAUAUGGUAAUGUGUGAUAACUAAACGUAUUUUUAAGGUUAUCACGUUUUACCAUGGUGGUAUUAUGUGGUAACUAAAUGUUUAUUGUGGUUACCACACUAUACCAUAUGGUAAUAUGUGGUAACUAAACGUAUUUUAUGGUUACCAUGUUUUACCAUGGUGGUAAGAAGGUGGUCAUCGACCCCAAUUCCGGGAAAGAAGAGUCAGAAGACAAUGAAGAGGACAAGAAAGUGAAUAAAGUCGUAAUUAGAUAUAUAUUGAGAUUACCACACUAUACCAUAUGGUAAUGUGUGGUAACUAAAUGUAUUUUUAUGCAUAUAUACCAUGUUUUACUAUGGUCGUAGAUGAUGGUAAUUAUAUUUAUAUUUGUUUUUAAAUGGUUUUACGUUCUCUUACCAUGUGGUAUUGUAUGGUAAUUAUGAUUAUUUUAUGGUCAUUCGAUUUACCAUGUAGUUAGAUUUAUAAUUUUUUUGUAACAUGGUUUACCAUGUUAUACCAUGUGGUAUUGUAUGGAGUUAGAUUUCUAUUUUUAUUUUAGCAUUUAUACCAUAUGGUAUUGUAUGGUAAUUAGAUUUGUAAUUUUCUUUAGCAUUUUUUGCCAUGUUUUACCAUGGUAGGUAGAAAGUGAUAGUGAUAUUCAUACUUGUAAUUACCCUUCUUGGCAGAGAAUUAUUAAAUGAAAAAAUCAUCAUUCAAUUUGAGUUGGAGUUGGAGUAGAGAGAGAUGAGAUUGUUGAAUUCAUAUUUGUUUUAGAGAUAGAGUUAGUGUGCAGAGAGCAUGUAAUUUUUUUCUCUCUUUUAGUUGUAGAUGGGAGAGAAGAAAUAAUUUAAUUUUUCUUUUAAUAAUAGAUAAAAGAGUGACAGAGGGAAAUGUGUGGGGGACGGGGAGUGGGGUCCACGUUCGGUCAAAAAUAGGCGUUAGGUCGUCAGCAUUUAAAUGAGGGGUGGAUGUAAAUUACCCUACUGCCCCUCUGUGUUUCAUUUAAAUAAAAGGGAACGGCUCAGAUGCAGACACGUGGAGGAUGGAGGAAGGGGUUACACACGGUUACUGAGGAUAGGUUUACUAACCUGAUCCGGACCCCAAAAAAUCCCCACAUCUAGGUUAAUUUUUUUCCAGAAUUGUGGACUCCUUUCCUUUUGCAAAACAAAACAUUCGUGCUUAUUCUCCCGCAUUUAUUCCCCGCCUCCCCAAUUCUAAAAUUUGGCUCCUGAAAUAUUUGUCUCCAACUUAAACUUUUGGCGUUCCCCCGCAUUUAUUCCCCGCCUUCCCACUCUUGAAAUAUUUGGCUCCAUAAAAACUUUUUGGUGCUACCCCAAUUUAAUUUACCAAGGAAAGAUAAAAUUGGCAUUACGCCAUUACCCGGGAUUUUUCCAGAAAUAGCACCUUUAAAAAAAAUAAUUACAAAAAUAGCACCCAUCCGUAAAAAUUUACACUAAUAGCACCCUUUUUAAUAGAACGCACCUUGUAGAUGCGUUUUAUAUAUAAAUCGCACCCUAAGGGUGCGUUUUACAAAUAGAUCGCACUAGUAAGGUGCGUUCCAAUUUUCUGGACUCAAAUCGCAUUUUGGCCAAGCGGUUUUAGGUCUGACCUACUGAAACCGCUUGGCCAAGGUGCGGUUUUAGGUCUGACCUAUUAAAACCGCAUCAUAAAGGUGCGGUUUGUUUCUCCCAAACAAAACCGCAUCGUCAUGGUUCGAUUUUGCCAUACAAACCGCACCUUGAAGGUGCGGUUUUGGUCAAUCAAUUUCCGACAUGCCAUACAGACGUAACAGACGUGGGUCUGCAUGGGCCUGCAUGGCAGACGAAAACCGCACCUCUAAGGUGCGGUUUUCAUCAGUGAUUUUGCCUAUAAAAGGCCUCCCGGACAACCACUUCUCUUCACACCUCUCCUUCUCCCUUUUCAAUUUUCUGUUGUAGCUCUAUAUUUCUUUAGUAGUUUUGCAAUUAACGUUAACUCGUAAGUUUAUUUAGUAUUACUUUUUAUUGUUAUUUUUUAUUUUUGAUUUUUAUGAUAUUAACUGAACUACGGUUUUAUCGCAGAUGGCAUUCCAAAAGUUCACGCUUGGCUUACGGUGGAAUGGUUACACGGAAGAGACCGGAAAGGGGGUCACCUACGUAGGUGGCAAUUUUCAGAAGAUAAAGGUCACCACCAGACCGCUGCUUGAAGACCUCCAUAAAAUGUGCACUAACGUUACUUGCAUGGAUGGCACGAGAAGAGUUGAUCGUAUGGUGUACCGAUAUCCAAACAGAGAAAGUGGGUCAUUGUGGCAUGAGGAAUAUCUCAUAACCACUCAGGAUGAGGUAGACGCCAUGCUCGAAUUCAUGAGGUCCAACAAUCUUUCCAAAGCCGAGAUGUUCGUUUACACCGAGCCGGUCGUAGGCGUUGGAGGUCAUUCUGGACACGGUCAAACAUCUGGUAUCCAUGGUGGAGGUGAAUUAUAUGGCGAUCAACCCUACCAAAGUUACCAUGAUCCUCAUUCAUAUUUUCAGUACCAAGGGCAAGGUGAAGGUCAUCAUCAAUCAUAUGAAGAAGAAGUUCAACCGGACCGGCCCAACCAACCUCAGUACAACUUCCACUCAGGCAGCGGUAGUUUUCACAACUACCAUUAUGGAGCUGAUGAAGGUGCCUUUCAUGAGCUGGAUCAGAUGGAGGAUGUCAUGCCAGCACCAGUCAGUGACCCCUCCGAUGAAGAAGGAGAGAACAACGUCAGUGCAGACAGCUCCGACCCUCUUGAAGGUGCCGAUGAUUCAGGACCAGAGUCAGACUCAGCUAAUGAUGAUGAGGGUGCUCGUGACCGUGUACCAAUCCCCUACUACAAUCACAUUCCAGAUGACAAUUGGAUGGUCGAUAGCGACAUGGAGCCGCCAGAGAUCCCAAUAUGGGGUCCACUCACUGGGUUUAUGAAGGGCCAACAAUUUGGCUCGAAGAAGGAGGUGUGUCACGCUAUUGAGACAGAAGCAAUGACUCGACAUUUUGAAUGGCACACAACUCAUUCCAACACUAAAAGGCUCAUAGUCAGAUGCCGUAAUCAUCACGAUGGGUGCAAUGUUAGGAUUCGGGCCAUCAACAGCAAGAGACACGGCCACUGGGUCAUAUCUCGUGUGGUGAACACACACAUAUGUGUGUCAUCCAUAACUUCCCAAGGCCAUCGACAGUUGAAAUCCAGGGUGGUUGCUGCGGCUAUCAAGCAUCUAAUUGAGCAAGAGCCAGACCUAAAGGUGAAAGUCAUAAUCGAUGACAUUGCAAGUCGUUAUGGUUAUAUGAUUAACUAUAAGAAGGCGUGGCAUGGAAAGCAGAAAGCUCUGGCCGCCGUCUUUGGUGAUUGGGAAGAAUCAUAUGCAUUCCUUCCCAGGUUAAUUUUGGCAUUGGAGGCGUCUAACCCUGGCACGGUUUUCUCCCCUCGAUACCAAGAUGAAGAGAUACAACCCCCAGAGCCAGGUAACAAGCGCCAUUUCAGACGACUUUUUUGGGCAUUCAAGCCAUGUAUUGAUGGUUUUGGCUUCUGUGUCCCUGUCAUCCAAGUGGAUGGAACAUUCCUUACCGGCAAGUACAAGGGCACUCUCCUGAUUGCCAGUGGGGCGGAUGCAAACACACAAGUCUUUCCUUUAGCCUUCGCCAUCGUUGAGGGAGAGAAUGCUGAUAGCUAUGGAUGGUUUUUCCGGCAAAUUCAGCAACAUUGUACUAGGAAGACAAACCUGACAAUAAUCUCUGAUCGGCACGCCGGCAUUAGAGCUGCCAUCUUAGGUUUAGAUCCAGCCUGGAAGUGGUCCCAAAGGUGUUGCAUACGACACUUCAAGAGCAACUGGAACCAUCAUUUCAAGCGGAAGAAGCUUGCUGAUAAUUUGUGGUGGAUUGCGGUUGCCUACCAAGAGAAAAAAUUUCUGGAGAAGAUGCAGAAGUUGCGCGAGUUAUGCCCUGAAGGGGCACAGUGGCUGGAUGGACAUGACCUAUCCAUGUGGACAUUUUAUAAAGAUGGAGGGACAAGAUGGGGUAUUGCCACAACGAACUGAGGUGAGAGUAUCAACUCUGUCUACAAGGCCGUUCGUGCACUGCCAAUCUCUGCCAUUGUGGAGAUGACUUUUUGGAAAACGAAUGCAUGGUUCGUCAACCGACUCCACUGGGCAAGGACGAACGAGGCACAUGGUAAGGUCCAUGCCUAUAAAGUCAUGGAAGUAAUGGAGAAUGAAAAUCGCAAGAGCAGUCGACAUAGUGUAACCGUUAUGAAUCGGGCAAAUGGCGAGUAUAGCGUGACGACCGGGCAUCGGGAGGAUGGUAGACGGGGGGGCCACCGCCAUGAAGUUUUGGUCAAUUUCAGGACAAAAGUUGGUGAGUGCUCAUGCCAGAAGUAUCAAGGGAGAGGGUGGCCUUGUUCUCAUGCAAUGGUCGUAAUUAAAAACAGGAGCAAAGACCCCCGUCACUUCGUUAGUCCGUUCUUCAAUAUCGACUCACUCAAAAACACCUAUGGACGGAGUUUCCGUGCAUUGCCUGAUGAAGUUUAUUGGCCGAUGUACGAAGGAAAAUUGAUCAUCCCGCCGUUCGGACAGAGGCGUGAACGGGUCGCCCGAGGAAAAAGAGAAUUCAGAACGAAAUGGAUCAAAGUGGAAGACCACCACGAGGCCCAAGACGAUGUUCAAUAUGCAAAGUUCCAGGACAUGAUAAACGAAGAUGUCCAGGCCCGAUUGGUCCACAAAAUCCGGGUCCUGAUGUGCCGGACUCAGCUAAUGCGACAUAGUUUGCUUUUAUCAUUUUUUUUCAAGCUAGUUGAGACUCUUACUUUGCAAGUAAUUGUGUAUUGUUGAUUGAACGAAACGUGUAUUGUUGCUUUUAUCGUUCAUUGGCUCGAAUUUGGGUUAGAACCCAGAAUUUUCAAUCCAAUCUCUUCUCUCCACUGUAUUGUUGAUUGAACUAAUUGGGAUUACAUAAAGAUAAAAGGCAUAGUUCCAAGGGGAUAGAAAUAAAACCAAAUUGAAACAACAAUCAAUUCGAUAAACUAAGAUAAUAGGA